Molecule: messenger RNA, 2611 nt
Organism: Pocillopora damicornis (cauliflower coral)
Lineage: Eukaryota; Metazoa; Cnidaria; Anthozoa; Scleractinia; Pocilloporidae
Product: retinoid-inducible serine carboxypeptidase
Biological process (GO): proteolysis
Molecular function (GO): serine-type carboxypeptidase activity
Source: RefSeq, a predicted model, not a curated record
UAUCAAGUCAUUUGUUUCGGCGAUCGCAAUUAUGGCGGAAUGCGGCAGAAUUUCUACUGUGAUAACUUUCAUGUUGAUGUGCACUUGGAGUUUUCCUUCAACUGCUGAAUCUUAUUUUCAAGAAAUUCCGACCGAAACUUGGGGUUACGUGGAAGUGCGAGAAAAUGCACAUAUGUUUUGGUGGCUCUACGGAGCUCAAACGAGCAACUCUUCUGAAAGAGUGAACAAGCCACUUAUCAUGUGGCUUCAAGGAGGACCAGGCGGUUCCUCAACAGGGUUUGGAAAUUUCGAAGAGCUUGGUCCACUCACAGUGGAGCUGAAACCUCGGAACACUACCUGGAUUCAGGCUGCAAAUGUUUUAUUCGUCGAUAAUCCUGUUGGCUCAGGGUUUAGUUACGUCACCCAACCAAGUGCUUACACCACGAAUGUGACUGGUAUUGCAAAUGACCUUGUUACUCUUUUUAGAGCCUUCCUGGAAAAACAACCUGUUUUCCAGCAAAUGCCAUUUUAUAUCUUCUGUGAAUCCUAUGGAGGAAAGAUGACAUCUGCCUUUGGUGUGGCCCUGUAUCAAGCUAUCCAAAGUGGAAGUGUGAAGUGUGACUUUAGAGGGGUUGCUCUGGGUGAUUCUUGGAUUUCGCCUGUGGAUUCUGUGUUGACCUGGGGACCUUACCUUUAUGCUGUAAACCUACUUGAUGGAAAAGAUCUGGCAUCUGUCAAUCAAGCUGCCCAGUCUACUGCUGAAGCUGUUGCUAAGGGUGAAUAUACAAAGGCCACUCAACUCUGGGGCCAGACUGAACAAAUCAUUUCAGCAACAACAGAUGAUGUUGAUGUUUACAAUAUCCUGAUACACCAUGCCCCACCUUUUCCAAAGUUUCAAUCUCUAGGAAGCGAUUUCUUAGAUCGCUUGUAUGCUCAGCAUGUGGGUCCCCUUUACACUGACCCUCUGACAGAACUCAUGAAUGGUCCAAUCAGGAAGAAGCUGGGUAUAAUACCAUCUAAUGUCACCUGGGGUGGGCAGUCAGGUGAAGUGUUUGUGUACCAGACUGAAGAUUUCAUGAAACCAGUCAUAGGUGAUGUUAGCAAACUUUUGAAUUAUGGUAUUAAGGUUGUUGUUUAUCAAGGCCAGUUGGACAUGAUUUGCGACACCCUUGGAGCAGAGGAGUGGAUCAAGAAACUUGACUGGGAUGAUUUACCACAAUUUUUAAACACCAAUCGAGAGCCACUAUAUGCCCCCUCGGGUAAGACAGACAGAGAUACAGCAGCAUUUUACAAAGCGUACAAGAACUUAGAGCUUUACUACAUAAUGAAAGCUGGUCACAUGGUGCCAUCAGAUAAUGGAGAGAUGGCUUUGGAGAUGGUAAAAAGAGUCAUCGAUGAAGAAUACUAACUAAUUAAAAUACAUUUGUCUAGUCAGGUUAAAACCGUCACAUUAACCCUUUAACUCCCAAGAUCUCAUUAGUAAUUCUCCUUACUAUCUCCUAUACAGUUCUUGUGAUGUUAGUUUGGAGGAUUUAGUAUUGGAUCAUCUUAUAAUCCCCUGGCUGAUAUUUGUCUUUAUUCUCAUAACUUGUCUGCUUGAUAUUGUUUUGAUAUAGUAAGGAGAAAUUCUUUCUUGGUCACUUAUGGGAGUUAAAGGGUUAACUGUCAAUUUUAGGUCCAGCAUUUUCAGCUAAAGUAGUGUUUUCUCAAAUUAGGUAAUGAGUGAAAGAGCCUUCCAUUCUUCCAUAAGAAUUGAUAUCCAACUCUGAAACAGUGAGAAACUAGGGGAAAAUCAGUUCACCAGUGAUUUCUUGGCAAAGGGCUCCAAACUCAACUACUUUCUAAGUCACCAACUGUUGACCCUAAAUAAUGAAACCAGUUAUCUAUAACACAAGUAGACCUACUUGGUAGCUUAUAACCCUUUAACCCCUAAGAGUGACUGGCAUCUAAUUUCUCCCAACAGUUUCACCCCUGAAUUACACUUUAAGGUCACGAGAAUAAAGGAAAUGAUCCCCAAAUAAAGAAGCUCUUGAUUGUUAGAUGAAUUCUCCUUGUCAGCACCUUAGGAAAUGUAAAGAGAACAGUAUGUAGAAUUUGCAUACUGAUUUUAGGGUACAAAGGGUUUAAGAAAAGGGCUUCAUGCACAAUCAAGGUUUUCAUAAAGAAAUAUUGCUGCAGGAGAUCCGUGUUGAAUGACAGGUGAUCAUUGUUUAUGCCUGGAUAAGAUUUUGAUCAAGUUAUUGAAAUUUAUAACAUCCCACAAUUCUUCACAACAGUCAGAGAAUUCUCUAGUUCCCUUUGAAGAACCAGAAAUUUCUGUUUCAAUAACUUACAAGUCAUUGCAAAAUGUAUUAAGUUUUGGUAUAAAUUUAAUCUGUUAAUAAAGUAAUAAAAUCAAAUUAUGUUUAACUUAUCAAUUUGUUAGUAUUACAGUUAAAUCCAUAUUAUACAGCACCAUGGUAUAUUAAGCAGUCACCCUGCAUUAAGCGGUUGGUUGUCAAAGUCCCAAAAUUUUUUGCCCUCAAGUACUAUAAUUAUUUUCACCUGUCGGCUUGUUUGUAUUGUCUUUUAACUGUAUUGAACAGUCUUUUAAAGUGGAACCACACAAUAAAACUAAGAGUCGUCAAUGUUA